Nicotiana attenuata is the source of this 1055-nucleotide messenger RNA. RefSeq names its product lectin-like. Bases 56 to 844 code for a protein of 262 amino acids. The transcript is spliced from 3 exons. NCBI's taxonomy places the organism in Eukaryota, Viridiplantae, Streptophyta, Magnoliopsida, Solanales, Solanaceae. The record is from RefSeq and is a predicted model, not a curated record.
UAGACCUGGCAGAGUACAUAAACCAACAUCGGCAAAGAGUUCAUCUUUAGAGAAAAUGGGGUCAGGGUGGUCACAAGAUCAGGAUUUACAACAAAAUCAAGAACUAAGAAACACUUCACCUCAAAGCCACCAUAAUGAUGCCGCCGUAGUCAAUGAAGAACCAAGAAAGACUAUGCCACCGAGCAGCAAGAGUAUUGAGACUAACAAGACAAUGGAAGCCUCCAGAGUAGUUGGAUUUCCACAUAAUUACGAAGAAAUCCUAAAAGAGGCAGAUUCUUCUAUUGACAGAUCCUCCAUGGACAAACUGUAUGACCAGCUAUAUGCUGGAGUAUUCUUGAACCAAAAGCACAAGAAAUACUGGGUUGAUAAGAAGUCAAAGGGAAACUGUUUCAUGCUGUAUGCAAGAGACCUCUUAAUCACUUGGGCAGAAAACAACCGUUUCUGGCACUGGCCCUUGGUACAGGACUCGAGUGAUGUGCUUCUUCCAGCAGCAGAAUUACUAGAUGUUUGCUGGCUAGAAAUCCAUGGAAGAUUCAAUACAGUUAGGCUAUCUCCAGGAUUCAUGUAUGAGGUUGUGUUUAUUGUCAUGUUAAAGGAUCCUGCUUAUGGAUGGGAAAAUCCAGUGAAUCUUCGACUCAUUCUCCCAGAUGGUACCAGGCAAGGACAUAAGGAGAAUAUGGUGGAAAAAUCACGAGGAAAAUGGAUAGAAAUCCCAGUAGGAGAGUUCAUGACAUCAGCAGAUCAGAAGAAUGGAGAGAUAGAGUUCUCUCUAUAUGAAUAUGAAGGCGGGAUUUGGAAGAGGGGGCUAGUCAUCAGAGGUGCUGUCCUUCGCCCAAAAGCCUGAGGUUCUAUAGCAUACAAUACGAAUUUGGCAUGCAGCUGCAGCUCGCCCAGUUGCAUUUUGUUUUUAGCUUUUUCACACUGAUGUUUAAAAUGAUGAGCACUAAGCUAGCAGCAAAAAGCAUGAGAUAGUGUUCUUUCUUUUGCAUAUUUAAAUUAAGAUGCAUGUGCUACAUUUAGCAGCUAUAUCCUAACCGUCAAACAUUUGGCAUUAA